Messenger RNA from Pecten maximus, 1155 nucleotides. RefSeq lists its product as uncharacterized. The record is from RefSeq and is a predicted model, not a curated record. The transcript has a single exon. The coding region runs from base 1 to 1155 and encodes 384 amino acids. NCBI's taxonomy places the organism in Eukaryota, Metazoa, Mollusca, Bivalvia, Pectinida, Pectinidae.
AUGGAUUGGGCAGACGAUACCCAGUUAAGACUACCACUAAAAGACAGGGCAGACGAUACCCAGUUAAGACUACCACUAAAAGACAGGGCAGACGAUACCCAGUUAGGACUAACACUAAAAGACAGGGCAGACGAUACCCAGUUAGGACUAACACUAAAAGACAGGGCAGACGAUACCCAGUUAGGACUAACACUAAAAGACAGGGCAGACGAUACCCAGUUAAGACUACCACUAAAAGACAGGACAGACGAUACCCAGUUAAGACUACCACUAAAAGACAGGGCAGACGAUACCCAGUUAGGACUACCACUAAAAGACAGGGCAGACGAUACCCAGUUAGGACUAACACUAAAAGACAGGACAGACGAUACCCAGUUAGGACUAACACUAAAAGACAGGGCAGACGAUACCCAGUUAAGACUAACACUAAAAGACAGGGCAGACGAUACCCAGUUAAGACUAACACUAAAAGACAGGGCAGACGAUACCCAGUUAGGACUAACACUAAAAGACAGGGCAGACGAUACCCAGUUAAGACUAACACUAAAAGACAGGGCAGACGAUACCCAGUUAAGACUAACACUAAAAGACAGGGCAGACGAUACCCAGUUAAGACUAACACUAAAAGACAGGGCAGACGAUACCCAGUUAGGACUAACACUAAAAGACAGGGCAGACGAUACCCAGUUAGGACUAACACUAAAAGACAGGGCAGACGAUACCCAGUUAAGACUACCACUAAAAGACAGGAUAGACGAUACCCAGUUAAGACUAACACUAAAAGACAGGGCAGACGAUACCCAGUUAAGACUACCACUAAAAGACAGGGCAGACGAUACCCAGUUAAGACUAACACUAAAAGACAGGGCAGACGAUACCCAGUUAAGACUAACACUAAAAGACAGGGCAGACGAUACCCAGUUAAGACUACCACUAAAAGACAGGGCAGACGAUACCCAGUUAAGACUAACACUAAAAGACAGGGCAGACGAUACCCAGUUAAGACUAACACUAAACGACAGGGCAGACGAUACCCAGUUAAGACUACCACUAAAACGACAGGGCAGACGAUACCCAGUUAAGACUAACACUAAAAGACAGGGCAGACGAUACCCAGUUAAGACUAACACUAAAAGACAGGGGUGUCAGAUAUAA